AUGGAGCAUCGGAACCGUCGCGACGACGAGCCGACUCAGCACGGCCAGCACCGAAGAUCACGCAGUAGAGGCUCCAUCCAAGACAAUCCCUGCCGGUCUUCUUCACAUUCGACUUCCCAUUCAAGCCACGCGCACCAGAGACCGCGAGCGUACAGAAAUUUACCAAUUCCCAGUAACCAGCCGCACCCUCCCGGAGCGAACCAAGCGGAGGUUCUCCGCUGGCUUGACGACGCGGCGAAUGCGUCGAGGCGUUCUCCCAUAGCGGGGGAAGCGGACGCGGACGCGAGUGUAGCGAGUGAGCGACUCGACUCCUCCUCGAGCAUGGGAAUCUGUACCUCACAUCUGGACGGACAUCAUCAUGCGCUUCGGAGCAGCGUCAAGGCGACGCGGGCGCGGCCGUCUACGGCUCCUCUCGCGGACAGGCCGUUUACUCGCGACCAUCGUGGUGUCUCGGCGGAUGGUUCGGGUGGUUCCGGUGGUUCCGGUGGUUCAGGCUCAAGCUCUACGUCGGUCAUUCGCCUUGAUGGUAGUAACGCAGAUGCUGGGAGACGGAGAGAGACGGCAGGAGGCAGCGCGAUGACGCAUGCUUCUCAGGUGUCUCCUGAACACGCCGCUGUGCGACCGUCGUCCAGACGAAGUUCCAGAAAGGCCGUUCCAUCGGACAACGCGGCGACUCAGCGAUGCAGCUCGCGACAGAUCACGCUGGACGGGUCGCCUUCCCCGCCGCUAUCUGCGACGGACGAUCAGAGCAGCCCGUGCUACUCCGCCUUCCCGCAAUCCAGCUCCGACGGCUCACAGUCACACCGCUCAUUGUCACACCCGAUGCAGUCACGCAUGCCGCGGUCGCAGACGCAAGUGGAUGAAAGGGUUCACCCGUGCGGUCAAGCGCUGUUUCCUCACUCCCAGUCAGAAUCGUGCGCUACUGGCAAGCAUCAGAGCCAGUCAAGGACCCGCAGGGAUGCUCGCUCUCCACCCACCGCGCAGGAACACCACCCUGCUCCUGACAGCCUCGGCGAGGCUAUACCCCACAUAAGCACGUCCAUAAUCAGCGGCAACAACGAGGGGGGCUCCAUUGUCAAGCCCAGGCGAUCUCGCACGGACGGUGAUAGCAGGCGCCCUCCCAGCAGGAGCUCGGAGAAGCGAUCUCAGCCGUUGGCUCUUCCACAGCCACAAUCUGCACCAGAUGUGCUCGUUUUGACCAGUCCAGAGAGUUCUUUCGACGCUGCUACGAGUCAGCAGGCGAGUCCGGCUGAGGAGGUGCGACGCUCUGCUACGCCGCCUGUGCCAGAAACCGAUGUGUGCACGGAGGGUUGCUGGAGUGAUUAUAACGAGAUGAUGGUUGUGCGAGAAGGAAGCAGGAAUCACUCUAUGCGGCCAAAUACGGCUCCUGCACCAGAUGAAGGGCGAGACUUCCGGGAAAGGCUUAGCAGACCUAGUAGCUGCGAGGAUGGUUUGGAUGUUACCAGUGGCGAAGUGGCGGAUUCUGAUUGGCUGGCGGAGUGCAACGCAGGGAAUGAGAAGAUGGCUCUAUUCAAGCAGAAGCUGAAGGGUUUGAAGGUGCGGAGGCACUCUGAUGACGGGGUGCUUGGAACCAAAAUGUCCCUGUUUCGCCUCAGACUCAAGGCGCUGAGAAUGGGAAGCGAGAAGAGCAAUGAAGGGGAUGGAAACGAUGAGCAGAGAAAGAUGGAUGAGUUUAGAAGCCGGAUAGGGGACUUGAAGGCUGGGAGGCGGCAAAAAGGAGGUGUAGAGAAGGAGGGUGGGCAGGGGCUAGAAAGAGGGUCUCAGGGGAAAAAGAGCUCCAAAAAGAGUGUGCCUGAGGGAAACGAGGGAGCGGAGGCAUCAGCGAAAAGAGUGAGAACUGUGGCAGCGGGAAGCUGCCAAAAACCACCAGGCAAAGGCAAGGCAGCAGCAGGAGGUGCGGGGGAGGGCGAUACAGGGGGAGGCAGUGGGGAGGGAGGUGCUGCGGUGGGGAGCAGGCGGAGGCGGUUGAGGCAGGUGUUCUGCUUGGAUGUGCCUUCUGUCGUGCACGGCUGGUGCAGUGACGGGGAGGACUUAGGAGCCGAGUCAGACGGUUGGCUGUCUGAGGGAGAAAAGGAUGGGGAGGGCGGGGAUGAGGGUGCUGCUGCUUCAAGCGUGCAAUCCAGCCAGCAGCAGCAGCAGCAUCAGCAGCAGCAGCCGCAGAAGAUCGUUGGUGCAGGUUCUCGUCCCAGCACAGGUGGAGCAGAGGGCAGGAGGCGUCCAUCCACCGCCCCCCACGUGGACCACCAGUUGCGCCGCGUGUACUCCCAGCACACCCCAGACUCUGCCGCUGCUCACUCCGCUGCUCACUCUGCUGCGCAAUCUGCUGCACCAUCCACCGGCUCCUCUCCUGCUAGAGGCUAUUCUGCCGGCAAGGCAAGGCGCGUCGCUUCUCAAGAAAAACCGUCCGUCACACCUGAGAGAGGGACGAUCCGGAGGGUCAAGUCUCAGCAGCAUGGGGGGGAGCCGGUCGAAGUGGUUCGCCGCAGCACCACAGGCCACGGAGCCCCUGCCUCUGCUGUCCGCCUGCCGCGCUCGCUCACAGCCCACCAGCCUUCAAGCCGGUUCGACGAGCCUCGGUGCAGGGGACAAAAGCCUGUUCUCGCUUCUGAGAGUGACUCGGGUGCUGAUGUUGAUAUAUGGGCGAGGGCGUAUGAGGAGGAAGAAGCAGCAGCAGCAGCAGGGGCUGAACCCCACCCAAGAGACCACGUGCUAGGCAGGGAAUACUCCGAUAUAGCAGCCUCGUUUGUGAUUAUAAAGAAGGAGGUGCUGGGGCAGGGAGAGCUGGGCGUGGUGAGGAGGUGUGUGGAGGUAGCAAGCGGCGAGGUGUAUGCAUGCAAGACGGUGGAGAAGCGGGGGAUAGUCACUAGGCAGGAUGCGGGGGAUGUGAGGCGCAUGCUGGCAUGCCUGCAGGCCGCCAGGGGCCAUGCGAAUGUGCUCACGCUCAAGGCUGUGUUGGAGGAUGCCGAGAACAUCCACGUCGUCAUGGAGCUCUGUGCGGGCGGCGAGCUGUUUGAUUUGAUUCGGCGUAACGGCCGGCUGAGCGAGGGAGUGUGUGCGUCGGUGUGCAGGGGAGUGGCAGCUGCACUGCAGCACUGCCACCAGCGGGGCAUCAUGCACCGCGAUGUCAAGCCCGAAAACAUCCUCCUGCUGCACGCACACUCCAACUCCCCUGUGAAGCUUUCAGACUUUGGGGUCGCCACUGCGUUCACAAAAGGCAUUCCUCUGAGUGACAUGAUGGGCACGCGAGAGUACAUGGCACCGGAGGUCAUCAGCGGCUGCUACGGCCCCGAAGCCGACAUCUGGAGCGCCGGAGCCGUGCUCUACAUCAUGCUGUGUGGUGCCUCCCCCUUCCGGGCGUCGGCCAAUCACAGCGUGACAGAUGUCAUCCUCAGGAAGCCCGUGAAGCUGCACUCGGCACGGUGGAAGGGGGUAUCGGAGGAGGCUAAGGACCUCGUGCUGCGCAUGCUGGAGAGGUCCCCUGCCAAGCGAAUUACCGCCAGCCAAGUGCUAGGUACGCCAAGGCGAAGAGCGGUGCUGGGGAGUUGUGGUUGGGGUGUGCGAGGAACCAGAGGAGUGGCGAGCAUCCUUGGAUUCGAAAGUGGACGUGAAGGGAGAUGGAAGCCACUUGAUGUAUCGGGGUUGAUGGGGAGGCUAGGGAGGUGCAAGGAAGGCAUGUUGCUGGGGCAGGAGGCAGGACACGAUGGCAUCGAGUGGAACACGGCGGAGAUGAAGGAGCAUGCUGCCCCGAAAACAGGACUGGAUUGGGAUGCAUUGGUUUCUGUCAUGCUGGCCUCGUGCCCUGGCUACAGGAUACUGAACGAUAUUUUCCCAUUAGUCAGUCAAAGGAUGGCUGACUCCGCUCAACCCCCGUCGGAUUCCGGAGUGACAAGCUUUGAAGCUCCCCAGGCAGAGGAUCGGCAGAAAGGGGCGACGGUCCAUGUUCCCGAAGUGGAGGAUGGGAGUGGUCGCGUCGACGAUCAAAUCGUUGACAAGAAAGAGGGUCUUACAGAACAGGGAGGAGCUGCUGAGAGCACCGGUGAUAUUGGUUCGGAAAGCAAGCAAGCGAGUACGUCUGCGUCCUCUGCAACUUCAGUCGAAGGGAAGACCAAAUCUCAGGGAAAGGGAGCGAAGCUGCCUUUGGAACAAAUACGGCGUGUCGUUGACGACCCUGACGUACCAGCGGAUGAAAAGAUCAAGAUACUGCAUUCGAAGAUUAUGGCGCAGGCACGGGAAGCUAAGGCUGGCGAUAAGGAGAGCGCAGCUUUGCUGAAGAAGAUUGAUCAACUAACAAGGGAACGCGACUCUGUGAUGGCCGAAAUGAGGAAGUCUGCUACACUUCGUGGCAAAUUGGAGACUUUGUGUCGUGAACUUCAGAAGCAAAACAAGACCAUAUUGGAAGAAAGCAAGAAGGCUGCAAACGAGCAGCAGCAGAAACGAGAGGAAUUGUCAUCUAAAUUCCUCGACUCCAUCAAGGACAUUGAACUCAGAUUGGAAGAGCAGGGAGCUGAAAGAUCGAGCCACCUUAAGGAGAAUCAAAUCCUUGCAGAGCAACUCAAGAAGAUACAAGAGCAUGCAGACGUCAAGGAGAAAUACUGGGCUCACCUUAUCAAGACGAAGGAUCUUGAGUAUCAGCUUUUGGAUGCAAAGUAUAAGCAGCAAGAGAAGUUGAUGGUCGAAGAACGGGCUCUGAGCAAGGCAAGAGGCGAACAGGUCGUUGAUCUUCUAAAGACAGAAAAAGAACUGAGGGGCCAGUUGGCGUUAUACAUUGAUAAGUUUGAUCAAUUCCAGGGUACUUUGUCAAAGAGCAACGAAGUCCUUGGCACGAUGAAGAAGGAAAUGGACAAGAUGACGAAGCGAAUUAAGAAGCUGGAGAAGGACAAUUCUGAACUUCGAGCCAAGUGUGAAAAGUCAGAUGUUUCGCUUAUUGAGCUUCUUGAUGAGCGUGCGGCACAGCGCAAGCAGCUUGAGACGCUGCAGGCUCAGAAGCAGAAGCUGGAGGGGCUGUGCCGGUUAUUGCAGGCAGAAAGGAAGAAGUGGCAUGAACAGGCCCAGGAACAGCAGCGGCAUGAGCAAGAGAGCGUGAGCGUGGAGGAACCUACCACCGCUGAUGCAGUUGAUUCCACAGACAAGUCCGCAGAUGCAGUUACAGCAGGAGCAACAAGUGAAAGUGGCGAGAGUAAUGGCUCUGACACACAGCAGGCAACGGAUGUGCAGCCUUCAGCUGUUGUCGAGGAUGGUGCAGCCAUACCAGCAUGA
Molecule: messenger RNA, 5277 nt
Organism: Closterium sp. Yama58-4
Lineage: Eukaryota; Viridiplantae; Streptophyta; Zygnematophyceae; Desmidiales; Closteriaceae
Source: the annotation of a GenBank genome assembly